GGGGCCGUGAUUUUUUCAGAACAUUGGACCGCAUUUUUAAAACGUGUUGGUUUUUUGUCUCCUGCUUGUAAUUUCGUCUGGUCGGCUUGAAAUAUUAUUUUCAGGUCAUGGCCGGUGAGAGCGACGGUCCUGGCGGCGCCACGGGCGGCGCCAGCUCCGGCGCCGAGGGGGGCUCGGCACCGGUCCGACCGCGCCCCUCCCCGGCGCGCCUGCCGUCCAUACGACCUCCCCGAGACCUGACCCUGGCCUCGGCUCUGCGACCGGCGCUGCUCCAUGCCACCAAAAGCAAGAGGGUGUUUGUGCCGAAUCUGGAUGUGAAGCGAGAGAAGCACGAUGAAAAGGGGCGGGACGGUGACCGGCGGGGCGGCCGCGGGGACCGCCGUAAGGACGGAAGAGGUCGCGGUAGGGACGGACGGGGCAGGGGCGGCAGAGAUGGAGGAGAGAGACGCCGCGACAGGCCGGAGCUGGUGCAGAUGUCCGGAUCGGUGUUCGGCGAAGGCAUCGCCGCCCCGGAGAAGCGGCCCAGUACUGGUGGCGGUGCCUUUGGCGGCUUUGGAGGAGGCGGCGGCGGCGGCGGUGGGGGUGGAGGGGGAGGCGGUGGAGGGGGAGGGGGAGGUGGGGAGAAGGACUCUGCGAUGACCAUGCCGGUGUUCGGCGGAAAUAAAAAGGUCGACAAAGAAGAGGAGGAGCGGAAGCUGGCAGCGCUGUUGAAGGAUAACUUCAUUGACGACGACGGCGAGGAGGAAGCAGGUGAUGAGAUGGCUCCCGUUCGGCUGCCGCUCAUGUCUUCGGCCUCGGCCGGCUCCUCCUACCUCACCGAUGACGUCAAAGUGAAAUGCGGCGACGAUGAUGAGGACGACAACGUACACUCGUACAUGAAGCGCAAACUGCAGAUCUCCGAUAAGAAACUGGACUUGGAACGUAAGCUGGCGGCCGCCCGACGCCGGGAAACCGACCUGCCUGUAGCCGCCAUGUUAAAGGAAGGCCGCAAGGAUCUCGUAUUCUUCCAGUUUCCGGACUGUCUACCGGUGCUGACCUCUAACGAUGACGAUGUGAAGCUCAAGCCCAAGAAGGAGCCAUCGGCGUCGGCUGCCGGCACUACCAACGGUGUCCAGGCGGAUACCAAGGCGCCCAACCCUGAGCUGGUGACCUUCAGUGACCUGCCCGAGGGUCAGGUAGGGCGGCUCCAGAUUCUGAAGUCGGGCAGGGCUCGCCUGCUUCUAGGGGACCACGUCCUUGAGCUAGACGCCGGCACUCAGGUCAAAUUCCUUCAGGAGGCAGCCUCGGUGUCCACCAGUGCAGACGGCUCUUCUGGCAGCGUGUCGGUGUUAGGGCACGUCCGACACCGAGUGGUGGCCUCCCCCGCCUGGGACACCCUCAUACACAGGGAUGCUAACCGAUGACGGCAUCCGAAGAGCGGCUAGGGAAUCAUGCGGGUGUGGAGGGUUUCUUAAAGCGGCGUCUUCGAUGGGCGUCUUCGAUGGGCGUCUUAGAGCGGCGUCUGUGUAAAGGGUGCCCAUCUUGGAGACGUUGAUAUUGGCGGGACGUCUAAGAUGCUGUGAGGGUGUUGAUGUAGGCUGGGUGCCAGUGUGAGAAGGGACGCCCAUGUUAGAAGGACUUUCACGUGAGAAAGACACCGAUGUGAGACAGACGCUCAUGUGAGAAGGACGCUCGUGCCAGAAGGAUGCCCUUGUGAGAAAGACGCCCAUUGGAGACGGACACCUGAAGUGACCUCACCACAGUGAGCUCCGGUGCGUGCGGCUGAACUAUGUAUGUGUCAGAAACGUCCCUCCGGUAUAGAAAACCGUUGGAUAUGGGUGCCCAGUCUGAAAUGGACCGCCGUCGGUUGUUUUAUCAGAGCUGUGUGAGAGUAUGACAGUGAAUAAGAUGGAACAGCUCAGUUUGAUGAGCUGAGAGGAGUGAUACUGUUUGGUAUACUCCGGUGUAAUGCGACAGGAAGGGUCAAACUUAAGUGAGAGAAAGAGACAGAGCUUGUAACGAUGAGGGAGGGAGUUAGAAAUAGGUCGUUUGGCUAGGGUUGGAGCUGACAUAACAGCUGGCAAAAACCAGUAUGCUCUCUGAUAAAAGCUGUGUUUCAGGCAACGUGUUGCCAAUGUAGAAACGAGACUGCCAGAUUGCCUCGGUUAGGGCCAGGACUAUGGCCAAAAUGGCUCAACAUGGGGAAGGGCAGUCAGUCGCUGUCCCGAAUUGGUUGUGUCAUCUCAAACUCUAAAACUAACAGUUCGCAUGCCGGACUUAAAACCAUCAUUUACGACUUUUUUUCGUGCUGAGUGGAUGAAUUAACAGCAAACAACGUCUAGCUGACUGUCUAAAUAUUUUCAAUGGGUAUUUGGCAGCCUUGUCAGCCAGUGUACGAUAACUGUGAUGUUAAGUUUUGAUACUGGACAGUGGACACUGGACAGGGCGUUGGGAUCGGACUGAUGC
Amphibalanus amphitrite is the source of this 2445-nucleotide messenger RNA. Its product is annotated as DNA-directed RNA polymerase III subunit RPC4-like. The record is from RefSeq and is a predicted model, not a curated record. Gene Ontology annotation, biological process: transcription by RNA polymerase III. NCBI's taxonomy places the organism in Eukaryota, Metazoa, Arthropoda, Thecostraca, Balanomorpha, Balanidae. Bases 108 to 1403 code for a protein of 431 amino acids. The transcript is spliced from 10 exons. Gene Ontology annotation, cellular component: RNA polymerase III complex. Gene Ontology annotation, molecular function: DNA binding.